Messenger RNA from Aphis gossypii (cotton aphid), 1608 nucleotides. RefSeq lists its product as uncharacterized. The transcript has 27 exons. The record is from RefSeq and is a predicted model, not a curated record. The coding region runs from base 42 to 1124 and encodes 360 amino acids. Lineage: Eukaryota; Metazoa; Arthropoda; Insecta; Hemiptera; Aphididae.
ACUUUGUACAUCAACUAAUAUUUUUAUUAACAAGUUUUAUUAUGACUUUAAAAAUGAAUUCUUUAUUAAUUUCUAUAGUAGUUUUAACAAUUUUUGUCCUGAUAAUCCCAGCUAUAGGAUCUGUUUAUGAUUCUGAUAAAACGGCGUAUUCGACUUUCGUAAAUGAUAAAAUACAAUAUACAGAUUUAAAAAUUUUUAAAGAAAAAUACAAUGAAGAAAUUCUCCAAUUCUGCAAAAAAAAUAAUAUAAAGGACACUAAUGAAGAGGACAUUAUGUCGGCUAGUCUAUUAUAUUUCAAGGAGAGUUUUGAAGAAUACAUUAUGUAUGUCACGGAUUUAUUUAAAACAUCAGAAAAAUAUAUUCAUUAUUUAUUGUUAUUAAAGGAUGAUACUAAGGAUAAUGAAUUCAAAAACAAUUUAGAACUAUUUAAAAAUAAACUUCAAAAUGAAUAUACAUUUUUUUUUGAAAAUUUAACUUUUUUUUCUCUACCUAAGGAUAUCGAAGAAGAAUAUUUUUCAAGGAAAUUUCGAUGGUUUUAUUGGAUAGCCCAGGCUAGUGUUGAUAAUCUAAAUCAAACUGUACAACAAUUUAUCGAAAAAGCUGAAAAUACAGAUACGUUGGUAAUAAUUGAGCAUAAUCAAACUGAACAACAAUUUAUCAAAAAAGCUGAAAAUACAGUACCAGAAAAAGAAUAUGAACAGUUUGUACGUUAUUAUAUUGAAGAGUUAAAAGCAUUUGAUUCAACUUUGUUUCCUGAUGAAGAAAUUGAAAAAGACCGUAUUGGAACUACUGAAAGAAGAAUCGCUGUUAAUAGAUUUAUUACAAGUAAAACCCGUUUUUUUGAAAACAAAUGGAGAUUUGUUAAUGAACAGUCUCAUAUUCUGAAAGUUCGCUACUUAAUCCAUGAUAAAAUUCAAAGCAAAGAAAUGAAUCCUGAUGAGGUAGUGUUCAUUUCGGAUGAUGGAGAUGAACAUACUAUAAUUUCGGUGUUUCUAAUGUAUUUCAAAGAAAAUGAGAUCACAGAUGAAAAUAAUAAGAAAUUAUUUUAUAAAGGGAUGUUAAGGACUAUGUUGAGCAUCUACAACGCGUACAUAGGUAAAUUACUAAUUAACAAUUAUUAUUAAAUAAUAUUUAAGAGUGCGCAAUAGUAAAAAAUAUAUGCAAAAAAAAAUCCUCAACAACUAACCAUGGUCCAUGGGCUAGUGAGUAGUCUUAUUGUAAAAACACCUAGGUAUUAACAAAAUUUCAAUUAUUAGAGAAUAAGACAUCUAAUCAUUAGAUGUACUAAAUGUCAUUAAAUUCACAUCAUUUCAAAGAUAAAUUUAAUUGGUUUUUGGUACUUUUCAGUUAUCUCGACUACAGGCCGAUACCGUGACUACCACUGGUCUAACUGCCGUUAGGUUAGGUUUUUAUUAUAUUUAAUAAUUAUUACCAACCGCUGAAUCACUGUUAGAAAAAUGAUGGGUAUCGUUUUUUAACCAUGUGACCCCGAAUUAACCCGUGUCUGUAACUUAAUUAUUGAGGGAUAUUUUAAUUUUGAAUGUCCGCGUGAGCACAGCAAGCAAGUGGCAACGCUGGUCCAUAAUAAUUCUCACUUUCUCAGACAGU